AUGUCAUCGAUCCACGCAGGUGAUUGCAGUGACAUGCCUGCUGCAUCAGCGAAUGCAAUGCGUGCACGUGCCCACCACAAAAAAGAGCAAGCUUUUCGUCGUAUCGGAGCGCUGCCUGGAAUUCAGAUGAUAUCAAAUCCAGACAAGAUCGUGGAGCACGGGAGCACGACGCGUCGACGGUUGCGAAUGCAAAACGAGGUGGUGAUUUGCUGCUUUAGACUCGCUUUUGGGCUUGUACCUACAAUUGCACCGUCUGACAUAUCCAGUUCCAUAAAUUUACAGUCACGUGUCGCCUAUCUUGAUGAAGUGUUAGUCUAA
Peronospora matthiolae is the source of this 318-nucleotide messenger RNA. The record is from the annotation of a GenBank genome assembly. Lineage: Eukaryota; Oomycota; Peronosporomycetes; Peronosporales; Peronosporaceae.